AUGACCUGGAUCUUCGGCUACGGCUCCAUAAUCUGGCGCCCUGACUUCCCCUACGCCGAGCGCACCCUCGCCUUCGUGGCAAACCAUACCCGUCGCUUCUGGCAAGGAUCGCCCGACCACCGCGGAACUCCCACAUCUCUCGGACGGGUCGUGACACUCGUCCCAGAACCCGGCGAGGUGUGCUGGGGCUUUGCGUACCGUGUCCCUCACGACCGCGUAGACGAGGUCAUGGCGUACCUCGACCACCGCGAGCGCGGCGGCUACAUCCGCAUCUCAGUGCCAUUCCACCGCGCCUCGUCCGUCUGCGCAAACCCCCUCCACAACAUGGGCCCAGCCAUCGAGAGUAUCACCUACAUUGCAGCCCCCGAUAACGAGCAUUAUCUCGGCCCUGACGCUCUUCCGCGCAUGGUUCGACAGAUUGCCAGCGCCGAGGGAGAGAGUGGGAGGAACGCUGAUUAUGUCAUCAACCUCGCUACGCAUUUGCGUGACAUGGGGCUCGAGGAUCCACAUGUCUUCACCCUCGCUCAGGCUGUUAGGGAGGCCGUCGCAAGCCCCGUCGUACAGGCCAAGGUCCUCGAAGCACUCGAACAAGAGGCCAAGGAACGCGCUCGCUUGAUUCACUGCGCCUCCAACCUGUACACACGUGCCCAACUGGACGACACCAAUAUGCUCUAG
Cutaneotrichosporon cavernicola is the source of this 675-nucleotide messenger RNA. RefSeq lists its product as uncharacterized. Gene Ontology annotation, biological process: glutathione catabolic process. NCBI's taxonomy places the organism in Eukaryota, Fungi, Basidiomycota, Tremellomycetes, Trichosporonales, Trichosporonaceae. Gene Ontology annotation, molecular function: glutathione specific gamma-glutamylcyclotransferase activity; gamma-glutamylcyclotransferase activity. The transcript is spliced from 4 exons. Bases 1 to 675 code for a protein of 224 amino acids. Gene Ontology annotation, cellular component: cytoplasm. The record is from RefSeq and is a predicted model, not a curated record.